Molecule: messenger RNA, 795 nt
Organism: Diceros bicornis minor
Lineage: Eukaryota; Metazoa; Chordata; Mammalia; Perissodactyla; Rhinocerotidae
Exons: 3
Coding region: 1-705 (234 amino acids)
Source: RefSeq, a predicted model, not a curated record
AUGAGCAUGUACCACCACACAACAGUGCGCAUAGCGCUGGAAUCCACACAUGAUAAGCAACCUCGGGACAACGGAAACACUGCGCUUCGAAGUCCAGCAUCACAACAUGCGGCCUGGCUUCUAGGGGCCUUCUUCGUGGGGAACGUCGGCCGCCGCCCCAGGAGAGACCCGCCCUGGGGCGCGGCCGCCAAAACCCGGCCUCUGCAGCGCGCCUCGGGCCUUCGGAGAGGGGCAGGCACCCAGGGCGCAGGCGCAGAACGCUGCCGGAGUCUCGCGCAGAGUCCUCGCGAUCACGCCCCGCCCUGGCGGGCGCAGCCGACCGUUUACUUUCGAACCGCGGUCCCGCACUUUCCCAUUGGCCAAUGCUGGGCAGUUGAAUGUUGCGCGGAGACUGCGCCUGCGCCCUCAGACCCGCGAGGCCCCGCCCGGUCUGCACGCCUGAAGUCCCUGAGGGCGGAGGGCGCGGCCGCCGAGCGUGUCUCCGCGUGCCCGGGAAGCGGGGAGCUCGGUUUCCGUGCGGGCGGCCCUCCCCGUGUUGAGGCCGAGGAGGAGAAGACGGCUCUGGGUGCCUCUUCCCCGGAGCACAGGCAGGCAUACAGGCUGGCAAAAUCUUGGACUCCUGUGGAGGCUUCUUGUCUUCCACUUAACUUGAAGCAAUCUGAAAUGACCACGAACGUUUGCUCCCUCAUCCCCAUUGUUGACUAAUAUUGUCGAGAGCUCAGGAGACACUGGACGCUAUAAAAAGAGGUCCUUUGUGACAAUUGAUUUGGUCACAGAAUUGUUGGGAUUUUCAAG